Ylistrum balloti is the source of this 3351-nucleotide messenger RNA. RefSeq lists its product as uncharacterized. The record is from RefSeq and is a predicted model, not a curated record. The transcript is spliced from 2 exons. NCBI's taxonomy places the organism in Eukaryota, Metazoa, Mollusca, Bivalvia, Pectinida, Pectinidae. The coding region runs from base 366 to 2321 and encodes 651 amino acids.
UCAAACUUGAUUUGAGUUAUAUAUAAUUAUGCAGUGCACUGGAUUUACGACUGUGAGUGGGUACAGGCAAAUUGGUUGAUACGAUGGAAGUCGGGUAACAUCACAUCACUACUUUCCCUUGAUAUCUGAAGACUGUCUUUGACAAAAAGACAUUUGAAAAAAGAACUGCAUCUGAGAUGUAGGUUUCGUAACAAUACAACGUCAUGCGGAAUGCUAUCGAGCAGUGUGAUGUUUUCAUGAUGUGUAUGGAAGGACCGCUGUUGAUGACAGUCGCGUUGCUGUAACUUAGCAUAUCAUUUACGUGGUUACCUGACGUUAGAAACAUUACGUUGAAAGUAUCACCAUUGCUUGGUUCGUAUGUGAACAUGUCUCCAAUAAGGCGAACCUCGAAAAAGAUAGUAUUUAUGCUAUUAUUAGGUACAGUUUUCCUGAUAUAUGGCUAUAUUACUUAUCUCCAAGAACCACUUUAUGUGUUUGUACACAAGGACAUCCAUAGUCAGUGCAUUCUGCCUAAUAUUGAUAUAAACGAUCCCACAAUUAAUCAAUUCUAUAGUUGGCACCCACAGCCAUUAGAGUGCGACUCGACGCCAUCACUAACAUAUGUAGAUAUGAGUGGUGUUUUGAGGUUCAACGAAAGCGUGUACAAUUCAUCCAGAAAUGCGAAACUGAAUUGUGUCUACAGCAUCAUAAGUCGUAUUACAGAUUUCAAAAUCCACUUUGAGAACGAGAUACCUUUCUCAGAACCCGUGGAUGUGCCGGCAGAUUACUUUGUCGUCCGAUGUCGGAAUCCGUCUGGGAAAAUCAAAUACGAAAACCUCCACCAGAAAAUAGACAGAAAAACACACGAAAAAAAGACUGAAUUCAAAGACGAGACGGAGGAAGAUCUCAAUGUAAUUAUGUUUGGAAUAGAUUCUGUUUCACGGUUAGGAGCCAUCCGAAAACUUCCUAAAACUGUGAAGUAUUUAACGGAAACCCUUGGUGGAUAUGUUUUUAAAGGGUACAACAAGGUAGGGGACAACACGUUCCCGAAUCUGAUAGCGUUACUUUGUGGGAAACCAUUAGAAGACUUUAAAUUUGAUUAUCACUAUGUUCAUGCCGAAACAUACCCUUUUAUCUGGAACGAGUUUGAGGAGCAAGGUUAUGUCACAAUGCACAGCGAAGACUGGCCCGAGAUAGCUACUUUCGACCAUUCCAUACCGUUAGGAUUUUCGAAACAGCCUACAACCCAUUACAGUAGACCUUUUUGGUUGGCUCUGCGGAAAAUUCAGCCCAUGCAAUAUAUGAUAGAUCAAGUCUUCAUGUAUUUUGAAUCUAAGGCGAUGAAAAUGAAGACUUCAUCUGGGUUGUGUUACGGCAACCGACCAAACCAUAUGCUAGUUGUAGAUUACUUGAAGAAAUUCUUGCAUAUUUAUAAAGGAAAACGCAAAUUUGCUUUCGCGUGGUUAAAUGAACUAGCACAUAAUUAUGUAAAUUUCUUAGAAUAUGGUGAUAAUGAUUUCAUGGAGCUCUUAAAAUGGAUGCAUGAAGAAGGACAUUUGAACAGAAGUGUUCUUCUUUUAUAUAGUGACCAUGGGUCAAGACUCGACGAAAUCAGGAAUACAUACGUCGGACGAAUUGAGGACAGAAUGCCUUUUGUGUCUAUGGUACUACCGGAAGUGUUAAAAAAUAAAUAUCCAUCGAUAGUUGAAAACAUAAAAGAAAAUCAAAACAGGCUAACAACAGUCUACAACAUACACGAGGCACUCCGUGACGUAUUAUAUAAAAGAUACAGAAAUAUCAAGAGUGACAUUUCAAGCGAUGAACCCACAGGAAGGCCUAUCAGCAUGUUCAGGCCUCUUCCUAAAAGUCAGUCGUGUGCUAAUGCGAAAAUUCCUGAGCAUUAUUGCGCAUGCUACUCAUCAAAACCUGUAAAUAAAUCAGAACCAAUGGUAAACACUAUUGCAAACCGUGUAUUGAAUAGUAUCAAUGAUAUUUUAGUUCCUGUUCGUGACAAGUGUGCUAAAUUGUCUUUACAGACCGUAUUAGAGGUUAGAGCUCUCCAAAAUAGCCUCGAAAGAAAAGCUGAAAAAGAGACAAAAUUUACUUUGCUCAAUUUGAUUAUGUCCCCUGAACAACACUAUGAUCAACAAUACCUAAUUGUGAUAAGAACCACACCCGGGAACGCAACAUUCGAAAGUACAUUAAAACAAAUAGGAAAAAAUGACUUUAAAAUAUUGGAUGAUAUUUCCCGAACCAACCGUCACGGUUCGCAGUCUGGGUGCAUCAGUGAUCGAUAUCUCAGAGGAUUUUGCUAUUGUAAACAGAACCACACUGUUGCUUGAAAAUAGGCCUUCAUCCUACAGGAAUACUACAUACGUAUUUGUAAGUUUAUAUCUAAAUGAGAUGAUUACGAUAACUGUGAUGACAGAUGUACUUAUUAUGUUCCGACAUUAUGACAUAUACAAAAUGUAUAGACAUAAAAUUGAAACGUAGGUAAAUGAAAAUGGUGCCUAAAAUGCUCGGGAAAAAAGCUCACAAGCUAUGUCUAAAAUGACCUAUAAAAAGAGAUUGGGUGUGAAAAGGCUAUGCAAACUUGCAUACAAAAAUUAUAUGUAUAACCGCUUGAAUUACUGAUCAAUGGGUAAAGACUGUAUUAAAGAUAAUAAUUAUUUAUUGAUAUCGGAAGGACCGGUGAGUUUGUCAUACCGCGGCGUCCGUCCGUCAACUGUCUCGGUUACAAAUCUCUACUGGUCAUGAAGUAGCCCUACGGAAGGUUUAACGCAUUUUAUAUCAAAUGUGGAUAUGGCCCCUGGGGCGGGGCCCAAAAGGGAAAAUGUAACAAAAUCCUUUGGUCCGACACAUUUUUUGGUGAAGAAGAGUAAAUUUUUUAAACGUUGGGUCACGACCUACUAGGACUGGAGCGAGAUAGGACUCAUUGGAGGAAAUAAACAAAAUUAUACUCGUGUAACAGUAACUGGAUUUUUCCCAACUUGGUCUGAAGCAUUGCUGGGUGAAGGGGAAUCAAUUUUGUGUAAACUGUGGAUCUCGAACCCCAUGGGCAGUAGAGACAAGAUCCUUUAUAGGGAAAUUUAACAAAUUCUUUAAAAUCCUUCUUCUAAUCUGUAGCAAUGGCAGGAUUCUGUCUAAUGUGGUCUGAAGCAUAAACAGUAUGGCGGACUCCUCACCCCAUUUUAGGCACAGAGGGUCGGCACACAACGGAAAAAUAGACAUGGUUUUUGCUUAGAUAAUGAAUAUUCAUGUUCCUAUAAUUUUGAUGGAGAAAUUUCAGCCAAGCAAAACCAGGUGAGCGAUAGAGGCGCUAAGCUUGCUUAUUAAUGAUUUCGUGUUCAAAUUUACUGACGAUUGCUUACA